This is a messenger RNA of Hemicordylus capensis (graceful crag lizard), 6502 nucleotides long. It is a transcript of the gene EIF4G1, whose product is annotated as eukaryotic translation initiation factor 4 gamma 1. NCBI's taxonomy places the organism in Eukaryota, Metazoa, Chordata, Lepidosauria, Squamata, Cordylidae. Bases 589 to 5439 code for a protein of 1616 amino acids. The transcript has 35 exons. Gene Ontology annotation, cellular component: eukaryotic translation initiation factor 4F complex. The record is from RefSeq and is a predicted model, not a curated record. Gene Ontology annotation, molecular function: mRNA binding; protein binding; translation initiation factor activity.
UAGUUAUUGUGCAUACCUGUGCAUGUGGUGGGUCCAGAUUGGGGCCUGAGGCGGAGAGUAAUUUUGCUUGAAGCUACAAGGCGUCUUGCUGUUUGCAGGGGGACUGGCUCUCAAGGCUUGAUAUCCUGAAUCACUGGAGCGAUGCCUCCGUGAACUCCCCUCCCUGCUUCCCCGAUCAUCUCCACAUCCCGCCCCGGCCAAGCCGCUUGCACGGUCUUAUUCUCCAAGUGGCCUUAGUCGUAUUUCCCCCUCUCCCGCUGGAGCCGAAGGUCCAAGCCCCGCCUCGUCCAGUCCCUUCUGCACGUGCUGACUUGGAGGGCGGUGCUGUGGGGUGGGCCGCUUCCUCUCCUUUGCCUUCUGCACUUUGGGACGGGGCGAGGCUGGGCCCGCUCCCGGGUGAGGCGAGGCCUCCCGUGGGUGUCGGCGCUGUGAAAUGGCGCAGCAGCAUCUGGGCUCCCCCCACCAGCUGUCUAGUCCUUGCUCUGGUAGCACAGUCUGUCGGAUGAAAAGUCUCCGCUGCUCGCGAAACUGGCCGGGGUUUUUCCGACUUAGGGGUAGCAAGGGGAUCCUUAUGCAGCACCACGUGAAAUGAACAAAACUCCACAGCCCUCAGGAGGAACCCCAUCAGCCCCACACCCCUCCCCUUCUCCUGGACUUCCACAGCAGUCAGCAUUUCCUCCUGGCCAGACGGCACCUGUGGUUUUUAACCCAGCGCAAGCUACCCAAAUGAAUACGCCUUCCCAGCCUCGGCAGUUUCCAGCAGGGCCUCGUGCUUUACACCAGCAGGGCGGAUUCAGGUCUCUUCAGCAGUUCUACCACAGCAGGGCCCAACCUCCGACAAGUGCUUCCCGGGUGCAGAGUAACACGUCUGCUCGGCCUGGCCCACCCACUCAUGUUUAUCCAGGUGCUUCCCAGGUGAUGAUGAUCCCCUCACAGAUCUCCUACCCUGCUUCGCAAGGCGCCUACUACAUCCCCGGACAGGGCCGCUCCACAUACGUCGUUCCAACUCCACAGUAUCCUGUACAGCCCGGUGCCCCCAGCUUUUACCCUGGAGCCAGCCCCACAGAAUUUGGCACCUAUGCUGGUGCAUAUUACCCUGCCCAGAGUGUGCAACAGUUCCCCACUGCCCAGGUUAUGAUGAACCAGCAACCACCAAUCCCGCCAAAGCGAGAGCGCAAGACGAUCCGGAUACGAGAUCCGAAUCAGGGUGGCAAGGAUAUCACAGAGGAAAUCAUGUCUGGCCUCCGAAUGUCCUCUACCCCUACUCCUCCACAGGCUGGAAGCGGUCCAGAGCCACAGGCCAACGGAGAGACACCUCACGUAGCAGUUAUUGUCCGGCCAGACGAUCGGUCCAAGGCCAGCCCAGUAAUCAGUAAACCUGUUUCCUUGGAGCCGAGCAAAUCGGCAUCCCCGUCUCCUCCACCGCCCCUCAUAGCAGAGGCAGAGACCGCGCUGCCGGCCGACGUGACACUGGUGCAUGCGGAGAGCCCUCUUCCUGCGGACACUACAGAGGAGCCGACAGAGGAGCCUGCAGGCAUCCUCGAGCCCAUUUGCGCCACCACUACAGUGCCAGGGGGCCCUGUCCUGCCCCAGGAAGCCCCCGUCUUGGACACAGAGCCUCAAGAGGAGGCAGCUGCUAGCCCCAUUUUGGAGCCUCCCCCCCAGCCAGUCCCGACAGAAAUGUUGACGGAGGAAGAGGCAAUACCGGUGGAGCCUGUGACUAUCCAAGAGGAGGCUCCUCAACCCGAGGAGCUUCCUGUCCCUCUGCCGGCUGCCCCUGCAACCACCCCGCUCUUGCUGGAGGAGGUCCCUGCAGGGCUGGUGGAGUCAAACGGCGUGUUGGAGGAAGAGACGCCAGAGCCUGUGCCUGAGGCCCCCGUGUGCCAGCCAGAGCUGGCUGUGGAGUCCCCCAUUGCUCAGCCCGAGGAGCUGGCACCACCCUUUGGGCUGGAAGUCCUGGGGAAGCAGGAGGCUGAAGAGCCAGAGGAGCAGCCCGAGUCAGACAUCAGCCCCAUUUCAGAGCCUGAGGAGGUCAAGGCCGAGGAGGUGGUGGCCCCACCGGCCACGCCUCCUGCUGAAAUGGAGGAGCCAGAGCAAGAGGAGGAGGAGGAGGAGGAAUGCGAGGAGGCGGUCGAGAUGCAAGAACAGAGUGUCCAGCCAGAGGCUGCACCCUUGGAGAGCACGGAGGUGGCCACGCAAGUAGCCGUAUCGGUGCCAAAGAAGAAGCGAAAGUUGAAGGACCUUAACAAGAAGGAGGCUGUGGGAGACCUGCUGGAUGCAUUCAAAGAGGUCAGCGAGGGUGGCUCUGAAGCAGAGAACCAGCCCCCUAUGCCAGCCCCAGAGCCUGAGGAGCCUGCCCCGGCACGCUCCCAGGAGGAGAAUGAGGAGACGUGGGAAGAGAAGGAGGACAAACUUGACCCCGAGAAGGCCAAGCAGGCGGACCAAAAGUACCGCUACAAGGAAGAGCAAUGGAAGCCCCUGAACCCAGAAGAGAAGAAGAGAUACGACCGAGAGUUCCUGUUGGGCUUCCAGUUCAUAUUUGCUAGCAUGCAGAAGCCUGAGGGAUUGCCCCAUAUCAGUGAUGUGGUGCUGGAGAAGGCAAAUAAAAUGCCCUUGCGGCCACUGGACCCCGUGCGCCUGAGCACCAUGAACUGUGGACCCGACUUCACACCCUCCUUCGCCAAUCUGGGCCGGCCGACCCCGCCCAACCGUGGGCCACCUGCGGGGCAAGGCCAGCGCCGUUCCCAGCAGAGCCUGCGGAAGGAUACCCGGAAGAUCAUUGCCACAGUGUCCCUGAACGAAGACGUCAAGCUCAACAAGGCUGAGAAGGCCUGGAAGCCCAGCAGCAAGCGGGCGAGCGAAGCAGAGGACCCUGAAAAUGUCAAAACUCAGGAUCUGUUCCGGCGUGUGCGUAGCAUUCUAAACAAGCUGACGCCGCAGAUGUUCCAGCAGCUGAUGAAGCAGGUCACAGAGCUGGCGAUAGACACAGAGGAGCGCCUCAAGGGCGUCAUCGACCUCAUCUUUGAGAAGGCCAUCUCUGAGCCAAACUUCUCCGUUGCCUAUGCCAACAUGUGCCGUUGCCUUAUGGGGCUGAAAGUCCCCUCUACUGACAAACCGACCGUGAUGGCCAACUUCCGCAAGGUACUCCUGAAUCGGUGCCAGAAAGAGUUUGAGAAGGACAAGGACGACGAUGAAAUUUUUGAGAAGAAGCAAAAGGAGAUGGACGACACAGCUGGCCCUGAAGAGAGAGCUCGCCUGAAAGAGGAGCUGGAUGACGCCCGAGACAAGGCCCGGCGGCGCUCUCUGGGCAACAUCAAGUUCAUCGGGGAGCUGUUUAAGCUGAAGAUGCUGACGGAAGCCAUCAUGCAUGACUGUGUGGUGAAGCUGCUAAAGAACCACGACGACGAGUCGCUGGAGUGCUUAUGUCGGCUGCUCACAACCAUCGGCAAAGACUUGGACUUUGAGAAGGCCAAGCCUCGUAUGGAUCAGUACUUCAACCAAAUGGAGAAGAUCAUCAAAGAGAAGAAAACUUCUUCGCGCAUCCGCUUCAUGCUGCAGGAUGUGAUCGACCUCAGGCGGAACAGCUGGGUGCCAAGGAGAGGAGACCAGGGUCCCAAGACCAUUGACCAGAUCCACAAGGAAGCGGAGAUGGAGGAACACCGCGAGCACAUCAAAGUGCAGCAGUUGAUGUCCAAGCAAGAUAAGAGGAGGGGGCCUCCAGGUCCGUCGUCUGCAGGUGGGCGAGGGAGCCUUGUCUCCGACGACGGCUGGAACACGGUUCCCAUCAGCAAGGGCAACCGGCCGAUUGAUACCAGCAGGAUCACCAAGAUCACCAAGCCUGGUUCACUUGACAUGAGCAAUCAGCUCUUUGCACCUGGUGGGCGGCUGAGCUGGGGAAAGGGCAGCAGUGGUGGAUCAGGUGCCAAGCCUGCUGAACCAGCUUCCGACUCCAACCGACCAGCCACGAGUACCUUGAAUCGCUUCUCAGCCUUACAACAGUCGGCUCCCGUAGAGAGUCAAGAUGUUCGGCGUGUGGUACAAAGAAGCAGCACCAGCCGCGACCGUUCUGAAAAAGGUGGCGAGCGAGGAGACCGCUUGGAACGUGAGCGGCCGGAAAGAGGCGAGCGCCUUGAGCGGUCAGAGAGGCCAGAACGGUCAGACAGGAACCGGACUCCUGUCACCAAGCGCAGCUUCAGCAAGGAGAUGGACGACAGGAGUCGGGAGCGUGAACGGCAAGGAGUCCUUGAAAGCGUGCGGAAAGUGUCCAGCAUGACAGAGGAACGGGACCGGAGCAGAGAGCCCGCAAAGCGUGAACCAGUGGCCCCCGAGGCGCCUUCCAAACCUGCCUUGUCUGAGGAAGAGCUGGAGAAGAAAGCCAAGGCGAUCAUUGAGGAAUACCUGCACAUCAAUGACAUGAAGGAGGCCCUACAGUGUGUGCAGGAACUGGGCUGCCCCUCUCAGCUCUACAUCUUUGUGCGGAACGGCAUCGAGUCCACGCUGGAGCGGAGCACCAUUGCCCGCGAGCACAUGGGCCUGCUGCUCUACCAGUUGGUCAAGGGAGGCAACCUCUCCAAGGAACAGUACUACAAAGGGCUGCAUGAAAUCCUGGAGAUUGGGGAGGACAUGGAGAUUGAUAUCCCACACAUAUGGCUGUACCUGGCAGAGAUCAUAACGCCCAUCCUGAGAGAAGGCGGUAUCCCCAUGGAGGAGCUGUUCAGGGAGAUUGCCAAGCCCCUGGUCCCUAUCGGCAAGGCCACGACUCUGCUGCUGGAGAUCCUAGGCCUGCUAUGCAAAGGGAUGAGCCACAAGAAGGCAGGAUCGCUGUGGAGAGAAGGGGGCCUUAGUUGGAAGGAGUUCCUGCCCGAGGACCAGGAUGUCAAUAAGUUCAUCACAGAGCAGAAAGUGGAGUACACGAUGGGAGACAGUUCAGAUGCACCCAGCCGGAAAGAGCUCACCUCCGAAGAGCUGUGCAAGCAGCUAGACAAACUAUUGAAAGAGAAUGCAAAUAACCAAAGAAUAUAUGACUGGAUCGAGGCAAACCUGAGCGAACAGCAGAUCUCAUCCAACGUGUUUGUCAGGGCCCUGAUGAUGUCGGUGUGCCAUUCAGCAGUUGUCUUCGAAAAUCCUUACCGGAUGGACAGCCCUGUAAUCAAGAGUCGGGCCAAGCUGCUGCAGAAAUACGUGAGUGACGAACAGAAGGAGCUGCAGGCCCUCUACGCUUUACAGGCUCUUGUGGUGAAGCUGGACCAGCCCGCAAAUCUGCUUCGAAUGUUCUUCGAUGCCUUGUAUGAUGAGGAUGUGAUUAAAGAGGAAGCCUUCUACAAGUGGGAGUCGAGCAAAGACCCGGCCGAACAGCAAGGAAAGGGGGUAGCGCUCAAGUCGGUCACGGCGUUCUACACUUGGCUGCGCGAAGCGGAGGAUGAAUCCGACAACAACUGAGCGCCAGCGUCGGGGAGGCGGAGGCGGCCGGGCUGCGUCUACCUGGCCGCUCUGACCUCUCCCUGGAGCCCUGGACUCCCUGGGGGGGCGGCGUGUGGGGAAGGGAGCGCAGGACUGGGUGCCGCUGCCCGAACCCUCCCCCCCUUAGGACGACUUAAUUUCCUUUUUUCCUUUCCUUUUUUUUUUUUUUUUGGUUUUGUUUUAAAAGGCCUGUAUUGGUUUGUGUCUGACGAUGAUAAUAAAUUGAUGCUGAAGGAGGUAGGUGUUGCUGUGGGCACUCCGCUCAGCCCCCCCACCCCCAGGCCCCGCCCGGGCACCUGGCUGAUUUUAAUGAGCGGGGGCCCAAUUCUUGCAGGUGCAAAGUACCUGAAACACAUUGUCUGUCUGCGGAACGAGGCGAGGAGCCGGAGGCCUCCCCUCCCCCCCGCCUCCCCUCCCAGUUAUUGCUGAAAUAGAGAGAGAUGAUAUAAAUAUAUAUAUAUAAAAUAUAAAUAUAGACUUAUUAAAUCUUUUGAGGUUUGAGAGGUUGGGACUGUGCUGUCCGGAAACUUUGCCCUCCUUACUCCCACCCAAAUCUGCACCCUUGGAUCACCGCCUGAAAUCACACAAACCUUGAUGGAUUAUUAUUUUUUAUUUUUUAAGAGGGGGGGGAAAUCAUUUCGGACGCCCACCUUGCUUGGGAGCGGCUGGAGUGUCGCCGGCGGAGGGGUGGGGGGUGGGGGUGGAGCUCUGCCCCCUCCCCCCCCCCCAACCAGUGCUGCGCAGGCUCCUUGGGCCGGCCCUGCCCCUGGCUCCCCUUCCACAUAUCCACCCUCUCCUCCUCCACGCCCCCAGGGAGGCCCACGGUUGUGCGAUCCACUUGGUCUCUGCCGAAUGGUUCAGAGGAGCUGCGCUUGUUAUUAAACAAGGAAGCAAACAAAAAUGAAACCAGGAUUCAAUUACCGCUCACAAGAAUUUGUAAAUAUUUUUUUGCUUUUUUUGUUUUCUUUAUGGAGUAUUUAAUUGAAGAUUUAAAGGCAUCUUUUCACCGUAAACUGGAAAUAAAAAAAAGAACAUUGCUAAA